Messenger RNA from Penicillium brevicompactum, 2361 nucleotides. RefSeq names its product putative chromatin remodeling complex subunit (Rsc9). The coding region runs from base 1 to 2361 and encodes 786 amino acids. The transcript has a single exon. Gene Ontology annotation, molecular function: DNA binding. Lineage: Eukaryota; Fungi; Ascomycota; Eurotiomycetes; Eurotiales; Aspergillaceae. The record is from RefSeq and is a predicted model, not a curated record. Gene Ontology annotation, biological process: regulation of DNA-templated transcription.
AUGUCUGCGUCCACCCCUCGCACGUCGCUGCGACGUAAGAUUCCGAUGCCCCAAAAUCCGACCAUGGCGUCGAUACUAACGAAAUCUACAGAGGGCCUGCGCCAUGCCCCAAAAGUCAACCAACCCUUCAUCCCCGACACAACACCCGCUCGUCGCUCUCACAUUCACCCAGGCCUCGCUUCAACUUCACCACAGCCCCAAAGCACCCACCAUGUGCCCCUUGAUCCCGCCGCAAACCCCAGCAGCUCACAGUUUGCCGUCGAGAGCUGGCAAGGAAAGGACCACAGACAGCUUCCCAUGUCAACGAGGGAAGUCCCGACACCUGGAAACCGUCCCCUAAUCUUCGCCCAUUUGCGGGACCCAUCAAAAGCGCCCCGGCAGCUGGAUUACUUCGAUCCCCACUUUCCUCUCCGAUAUCUCGAGGUCCCAAGGAGUCAGUUUCACCCAUAUGGUCCCAGAACCCCAGGAAAAAGGCUAACAUCCCUCUCCCCUGCAGCGGAUCACAUCUACAAACGUGCCCACUAUGGCUUGCAGUCAGGUAUCCCGGACGAGGUUGACUUCGCGCUCUAUCACCUCGUUCAAAUCUCCAACCAACGUUGGGACAAGUUCAAAUUCGAAGGGUUCCCGUUACUCGCGGAAACUCUCAUGCAGAAAGCACUUGAUAUCACGGAGCUUUGCACAGGUGUCAAAUGGGAGUUCCAAUAUGAUCCCCGCCAACCAACUGACCGUGUCAACGUCUUAAACUCGCUUCACGGCACUAGGGACAUUCUUGACAAAAUCAAUAAAAUCCCCGUCAACCUCCCAGACGACAGCCUGGAAACCCACGAAUUCAAUCACCAACUUCGAAACAUCAAGGAGGCAACACUCGUGUUAAGAAACAUGGUACUUCUCAAAGAGAAUGCUUUCUACGUGUCUCGAUACGCAAACGGUCUAUUACGGGAUUUCUUGGUCAUCCUCAUCAACGCGCCAAACCAGCCCCGACUCAACGAAAUCAGAAAUGAUGCUCUGGAUAUUGCCGAAGAAGUGACCAAAUUCCUGCGAACUGACCCCAACGACCCACUGUGGAUUUCCCUGGUUAAGUGUCUGGACUCCUCAGACCGUGCGCAUGUUGUGCGGGCUCUGUGGGCCUUGACACACUUCGGCACUGAGCUAGAUGAUGCAGAUGCUAAUCGGGCUUUGGAAACUCUUACCAAACCUACUCUACAGCAAAUGUACUAUCACACACUGCUUGACCUCGACAAGGACAUCUUGAGCGGUGCACUGGACUUCUGGUACCAGUACACUCUUAGCCAUGACAAUAUCGAGACUUUGAUGGACGUUGUCAACUUCCCAAUAGUUUUCGUUCCACGCAUGGUUGCUCUCCUGACCUAUGAGGCACGACCCACCAAGCAUGAAACUGUUCUUCAGGAAGAGAAGGUUGCUCCUCCGCCCACCGAGAUCCCGCGUGUGCCUGCCGAACUCUUGGCAAAGCUCAUGGAGUUGUCGGAACCGGAGCGGAGUUCCCAAUGGCUGCGAUGCUGCUUCAUAGAAGAUUCAGAAUGCGAGAUCACGCAAAUCGCGCUCUGGCAAGCCUACCAAAGUCGGUUUGCAGACUCUCGCAUUGCCGGUGGAGGUGUCCUCCCCGCUGCGGAGUUCAUCAAAAACGUCAGCAACACAUUCACCAACGCACAAGCCCAAGUCAUCAAUGGGCCGGGUGCUGCCACCAAGUUCAUUAUUAAGGGUAUCCGGCCUCUGGAGACUGCUCAUACCUUUGAAGGUUUCCCUUACUCUUACUGUCGGUGGGCAGAUCACUCAAAGCCUUCUAAAAUGUGUCAACGUGCAUUCACAUCGCCCACUGACCUUCGCAACCACGUCUUCGGUGAACAUAUGAGUUUGGAGCCUACAGACUCCCCUGACUCCCCUGGUCAAUACAACCUCGACACGGCCGAGACACCCAUUCACACUUGUCAGUGGGAUCAUUGCGCACGGUUCCGCGCCUCAGGCCCCAGUGCCAAUACAUCGAUGGUUGCUGGGCAUGUCUCUUCACAUCUACCCGAAGACCGCCAUGCGGACGCACAACCCACAACCGCCAAGCGGGCAAUUCUCCAGGAACGAAUCGUCCGCAAGUGGUAUUACAUGGACACUCCAACCAACGAGAAAGGUGAGCCGUUUGGCGUGGCCUAUAAAGCCGCAUUAGUUCUGCGCAACAUCGCUCGUGGCCUUCCGAAUCGGACUACAUCCAAAUACGGUGGACUUCCCUGGAAGAAGGCUUGUUUCACCAGCCAACGUCCCAAGGUGGUUGAGCUUUGGGACCGCAACCGCGCUCUGCGCAAGGAGUUGACUGAGUUGAUCAUGGUUAUUGAGAAAGAAGUCGACUACUGA